GUUAAUACUACUAAACGCAAGCUUAACGGAUAAAAUGCUAUAAAUUAUUAAGUGCAAAGUGAAAGGUUUUCGGGAAUAUAUAAAAAAUUUUAAUAAUUAAUAAUGGGUUCCAGCAGCAGUAAAAGUAGCGAAAAUCUUCGCAUUACAAUCGGAAGUAAUGACAACAAAAGUAAAAAGAAAUCGCCACAAUUAAAUCGCAUCAAAACUACCAAAUAUACUCUGUUAACAUUCCUGCCCAUAAAUUUCUAUGAUCAAUUCCGAAGAGCCGUGUAUUUCUAUUUUCUAGCGGUUACUAUAAUAUCAUUUUUCGUAAACAGUACUAUUUCACCUUUGGUCUCCUUAAUACCUCUACUAUUUGUAAUGAUUGUUACCGGAGCUAAAGAAGCCUAUGAUGAUUUUCAACGUUAUAAAAAUGAUAAUUUGGUGAAUUAUUCCACGGUGACGGUAUAUCGUAAUGGUCAAGAGCAAUAUAUAGAAUCUCGUUUUAUAUGUCCGGGUGAUUUAGUUGUUAUCAGCAAAGAUGGUGAUGUACCCUGUGAUGUGGUUUUAUUACAUUCCACCGAUGUUAAUGGCAAAUGUCAUGUAACCACUGCCAAUUUAGAUGGUGAAACUAAUUUGAAAACUUUAAUGGUACCCAGAGGUCUUCUGACAAAUAGUAUAGACCAUAUUAAUAAUGUUGGUAUAAUAGAAUGUGAAAGUCCCAAAGCCGAUCUUUAUUCAUUUUUGGGUAAAAUUGAGUUAAAUGCAAGUAAUUCGGUAAUACCCUUAUCUGAGGAAAAUCUUUUACUCAGAGGCUCGAAAAUAAAAAAUACCGAUAAAGUUAUAGGCUGUGCUGUUUACACGGGCAUGUCCACAAAAUUACAAUUGAAUAGCCGUUAUACCGGUAAUAAAUCUGCCUCCAGUGAGAUUUAUAUUAAUAAAUUUCUAAUAUUUUUGGUGGUUAUAAUGAUAGUGGCUUGUAUCAUCUUGUAUAUGUUGGGGAGAUAUGAAGAAAUUAAUGUAGUUCCCCUAAUGGAUUAUCUGGGUCCUCCUAUACGUGUUAAUGAAAUCACUAAUAUAAUUGAAGAUUUCUUGGCAUUUCUGAUACUUUUCAACUAUAUGGUUCCUAUAUCGAUGUAUAUGAAUAUUGAACUUUAUCGAAUAUUCAAUGCCUUCUUUAUACAGCAGGAUUUGCAAUUAUAUGAUGCCGAAACUGAUCAGAGAGCUGUGGUUAAUUCUUCAAAUUUAAAUGAAGAUUUAGGUCAAAUAAAUAUUUUAUUUUCGGAUAAGACGGGCACUUUGACAAAGAAUGAAAUGGUUUUCCAGCAGUGUUCCAUAGAUGGUAGAAAAUACAUGUAUCGUAAUGGUUAUUUGGUAGAUCAAGAAACGGCUGUCCGUUGGGAAAUGGAUGUAUCAGAUGAUAACCCUCAAUUGGAAUUCUUCAAAGCUCUUGGACUUUGUCAUACCGUACAAAUUGCACAAACUCCCAGUGAAAUAGACGACAAUAGUACCAGUCAUACAAGCAGCCCCCAAUAUCAGGCCUCAAGUCCCGAUGAAAAAGCACUUUUGGAAGCAUGUUACAAUUUAGGACUUCAUUAUCUAGACGAUGAUAAUGAUCUUAUCAAAUUAAACAUUUUAAGUUCUAAAGACCCCGAAAAUUCCGAAAUUGUAGAGUUCAAACGUCUACACACUUUUGAAUUUACUUCGGAACGUAAACGUAUGAGUGUUAUAAUAUCGGAUGGAAUGGAGCGUAAAUGGUUAUAUACAAAAGGAGCUGAAAAUGUGAUCUUUGAGUUGUGUGGAGAAAAGUCAAAGGAUUUAAUUUCAAUAACCGAUCAACAUAUAACAGAAUUCGCCCUACAGGGUUUAAGAACAUUAGCUAUAGCUAAAAGAUUUAUACCCGAGGAGGAAUAUGAAGAAUUUAUUAAUGAUCUAAGGCAGGCACAGCUGGCUUUCGAUAAGAGGAAAGAGUUAAUGGACAAUUGUUAUAAAACUAUAGAAUGUG
Molecule: messenger RNA, 1984 nt
Organism: Lucilia sericata (common green bottle fly)
Lineage: Eukaryota; Metazoa; Arthropoda; Insecta; Diptera; Calliphoridae
Product: probable phospholipid-transporting ATPase IF
Exons: 5
Biological process (GO): phospholipid translocation
Cellular component (GO): plasma membrane; endoplasmic reticulum; trans-Golgi network
Molecular function (GO): ATPase-coupled intramembrane lipid carrier activity; ATP hydrolysis activity; ATP binding
Source: RefSeq, a predicted model, not a curated record